UACCCGGUUUUGUUCACGCUAUUGUGUUUGUGUCACUCCGUGUUACUUUAUGGUUGUCCAGUCAAAAAGAAACACGUGCAUUGUGUUUCUAAUCUAAUCUCUCCUGGAUUAUUUUCAAGAUAUUCCUAUUCAGAUGCAUGAGCGGGGCUUUUCUUUUCUCCAUGUUUAGAGGGUUUAAAACGCAUAAUUGUAAUACUUUAUUGAUUCGGUUUUGAAGAUUCCGUGCUAAAUACUGCUUAAAGAUUUUAAACUAGCAACAUCACAACAGCUCAUGCUACAGCAGGCAUGCUAGCACCUAUUAGCAACCUAGCCGUGUGAACGCUAGUUCGUGUGGGUUUUCAUGAGACUGCAUUGCUAAAACAAUGGACGAUUCUGGCAUCAAGAAGCAGAACUGGGACGUGAAGGAAACGGAGUUGUUUCUGGAAAUUCUCAAGGAGCUGGACAUGAAGAAGUGCUUAGACGGAAGGAAAGUGAGGAAUAACAAACUGUUCAAAGUGGCACACAGAAGAAUGACAGCGGCUGGUUAUCACAGAUCCGUGGACCAAUUAAAGUUUCGCUGGAAACUUCUCAAAAGCGCAUACUACAAGUGCAAGCGAGAGCCCGACUCCCCAGCCCCAAAUAAAAUACAGGGCUGGUGGCGCUAUGAAAAGACGAUGGUCGCUAUUAUGGAGUCCAGACACCCUCUGGUGGGACCCGGGGUUAACUCUGACAGAAACGACGAGGUGACAGAAGAGUCAGAUGGCGAAGCAUCAGUACUACACUGGCCGCAGCCCUGCCCGGACAAUACCACCCAGAACCUGGAUUUAAUUGGAAACCAGGCUGUGGCAGCAUUUUACUGGAGGAGGGAGGGGAAUCUGAUUACUGACCACCUGUCAACUAGGAUUUAUCAUAUAUGUAUCAAAAUGGACCCUGAGAUGGACUCUCAGCUUAAGAUUGGCUUUAUCGGUGCAGGGAACAUGGCGUUUGGCAUCGCCAAAGGCAUCUUAUCCGGAAAUGUCCUUCCUGCAAACGUCAAAGUUAGUGCACCAUCCUCAAGGAAUCUGGGACGCUUUCAGGAGCUGGGCAUUGCUGUAACUCACUCCAACAUAGAGGUGGUUUGUGGGUCCGAUGUGGUCUUUGUCGCAGUCAAACCUCACCUGGUUCCGCUAGUUCUCAAGGAGGUCACACAACACGUCACUGGCAGACACAUGAUUGUAUCUGUUGCAGCAGGAGUAACACUAGCAACGUUAGAGGAGCUCCUUCCUGAGAACUCUGUUGCCAUCCGGCUGAUGCCAAAUCUACCGUGUUUAGUUCAGGAAGGUGCUCUCCUGUUUGCUCGAGGAUCACACGCAAAACAGGAGGACGGCGCACUACUUCGUUCCUUGUUGCAUCGCUGUGGUUUGGUGGAGGAGGGACCUGAAGCCUGGAUUGACAUCCAUACUGGGCUGAGCGGGAGCGGAGUAGCCUUUGUGUAUCUUUUUGCUGAAGCUCUGGCAGAAGGAGCUGUUAAAAUGGGCAUGCCAAGCGCUCUAGCCCACAGCAUUGCCUCUCAGACUGUUCUGGGUGCUGGGAGGUUGUUACGUGAUUCCGGGAAGCAUCCAGCUCAACUUCGCUCGGAAGUCUGCACGCCAGGUGGAACAACCAUAUAUGGGCUUCACACACUGGAACAAGGCGGUGUGAGGGCGUCAACCAUGAGUGCUGUGGAGUCCGCCACCGAGAGAGCCAGGGAACUCGGCCGAAAGUCAACAGCAGGGAGCAGAAAGUGAUGGACAAAUUUGCCUUUAAGAACUACUCAUUAGACUUUUAACUUGAUAAAUACCCAACAUGGAAACCUGAACUCCUCUUUUUUUUUUCUUUUUUUUUUUUUCUUCUUCUCUUCUCAUCACACUCAAAAAAAAAACCAAGUUGUCCCUUUUUUAAAUCACAUUUUCUCAUCUUCUUUCAGUCUCUGUAAGCUAAAAGUCAACAUUGGCUUAAUCUUAAAAUUGAUUCUGACAGUUUAAUAUUAGACCAUGACUUCUGUUUUUACAUGCACUCAAAUAACCCUGUCUUAUUGGAUUUGGAUGCAAGUAAGGUACAACCCAAAUUUGAUUGUACCAGUAUUUGUUGAUAUAUUCUAAUAACGAAAUGCUGAAUAAAUCCAACUUGUCACAUUUACUAAAAGUCACGUGAGACUCGAAGGUUGAAGGAGAGGCUAAACGAGUAGAAAAAAAGCUGUUAUGCAGACCAUAUUGUUAAUCAUCACUACAGAAGCCCCUGUUAUGAACAUCUUCAUUGCUGUACUGCCUUACUGCUCUUGAUUGGAUUGUAAUGUAGAGUCAGUGGAUCAUUUUAAUCUUUUAAAUUAUUAUUAUUGUAUUUAAUAUGUUUGGAUAAAGCAUACGUCUAAAUUUUAGGAUAAGAGUAAUCACAUUUGUGUGGCUCCAGUACAAUGAUAGUGUCCCAAGUAUAGCUACUGUAUGGUUGUGUAUAACAUGGUGUAUGGGGGAAAAAAAAUGGUUCUAAUUUAAAAAUAAGUAUCAAUUUUCAUAAAGUGUGAUGUUAUCAGGUUGUGUUCUUUAUUUUUCUGUUAGUUUUGGAGUCUUGAAAUCAGCUAUUAGCUGACAGCUCAGACUUAAUUUCUGCCCUUUAAUACAAAAGAUAACAAGCCACUGCAACAAUGAGUCAGUUAGCCUAGAAAGAAACAUUAAUAGGCAGCCAUAUGGAUAAAUCAUUUAAGAUAAAUUCGAUAAAUUCUUCUUAUAAUUUGUUUUGGGAAAUUAUACACUGAAUAUUGUUAGAUCUGAAGUCAGUGGUCAGCCAAGAAUCUGACUGACAAUGUAUUACCCUUUGACUGCGGCCUGAUCCACAAAGCAUGUGCUGUGGGUGUAGAAGAGGGUGGACAAUUUGCUGCGUCUUAGGCCACAUGGAGCCCCUUCUCCAUUAGCAAGGUCGCAACUUGGACCUGAGGCCCACCUCUUCCUGCUCCAGGAGAGGUGGGCCGCAGUUGGGAAUUCCUCUGAAAAAGCUUGAGUUUGCAUUGAGGGAGGAAAGGUCUGGUCUCUUUAUAGACUGCAGCCCAGACCUGUGUACACAUUAAAAAAUGAAUGAAUGGGUGUGUGUGGAUUGAUGGACAAAGUCAUGAGUUCACUGAUAACAAAAGGCACCACAAAACUAAUUGUAAUCUUGAAAAAUAAAACAAGUCCAUUUAGUACCUUUUCUGGCCCUGAAUAACAUUACAUAGUUCAUCUGCCAGUGCGUCAUAUGAGUCAAAAUUCAAGACUGUUCACUUGAACUGGCUGAACAAUAGAAAUAAAAAGUUCAGAGGAUUUGAAAUCUAGAUCAAAGAGAAUGAAACAGUUUUUUUUUGUCACUGAUUUGUCUAUAACAGCAGAUGUAAAUAAUUUAGAGACUUACAAUAAUAACUGAGUGAAGGUAUCAUAAACAGUAAAGCCUGUCAUACUAAGACAGCGGUUGGAAAUUAUGAGGUGUAGCUUUAAACUGAGUUGUGACCUAAUUUGGUGAGAUGCAAAUACUCCAGUGUCACAUUUAUUCCAAUUUUAAUAUAUCAAAACGACAUGACAUUCAACACAGAGCAUGAGGCAACAUUAAUGAUUCAUACCUUCCCUCCCCCACCCGCUAAGAUCACACAAUCACCGCUGUUCCUUGCUUCCUCUCCGCUUCCUCUUCUUCCUCCUUCCCGCUGUCAUUCACGACCGGAGAAACACGUUUUAUCCGCUGGCCCGGCCUCACACCGACAAGACAAAAAAACCCCACAAUA
Molecule: messenger RNA, 3739 nt
Organism: Haplochromis burtoni (Burton's mouthbrooder)
Lineage: Eukaryota; Metazoa; Chordata; Actinopteri; Cichliformes; Cichlidae
Gene: pycr3
Product: pyrroline-5-carboxylate reductase 3
Exons: 8
Coding region: 363-1745 (460 amino acids)
Biological process (GO): L-proline biosynthetic process
Molecular function (GO): pyrroline-5-carboxylate reductase activity
Source: RefSeq, a predicted model, not a curated record